AUGCUGAGGGUCAAGAGCUCGCGUCGUCCCGCGGGACUCAAGCCUACAGACUACGAUCAUGAAAUUGCCCUAGUCGAUCACGACGCCGCCGCGACACCGACAGGAUUGCUGGACCUGGAGGAGGAACACGAGGAGGAGCAACAAGAGAACUGUGGCGAGCAAGAUGGCGCCCCAAGGAAACCGUCAAGCAAUACGCUCAAUGCCCACACCAAUGAGCAUGACGGUUCCCAUACUGAGGGUGAAAGCCAAACCCAUACAUCAUCGAACCACAUCGAGAACGGUCAACCUUCAACGCCCCCACAAACAAGGCCAUCCAUUGAAGUCCAAGAACCAACUCCCGACGGCUUUCAUGGAGAUCAUCCACGUGUGAAGCCAAAGAAGCCUCAUGUUGAGCGCGAGACAGCGAUAGACAUCCUUUACGAGAAUGAAAGGGGUGGGUUUCUCUGCGGCAUUCCUCUGUUUUCUUCGCAAGCUCUUGGAGGACUUGAUCCACCUGCUUGGACCAACGGGUACCAUAAAGCUUCACCAAGCAACAUCCAUAAUGCACAAGUUCCUGACCCUACAUGGGAAUGGGCGUGGCCCGAGUGGCGAAUUAACCAUCAAAAAGGAGUCGACGAACAUGGCUGGGAAUAUUCCUUCCACUUUUCAAAAAAGUUUUCCUGGCACAGCGGCAAGUGGUGGAAUUCGUUUGUUCGAAGACGUGCCUGGAUUCGAAAGCGGGUGCGAAAGAGACCGGAGGAAGUGUCUGCCGAUCCGCACAUGCUCAACACGGAUUACUUCACGAUACGGCCGGCUACUCACAAAUCACCAAAGUCUCGCGCGAGCGUCACUAGCAGUCGUCUCAGUCGCUCGAGUAUGAGCCAGAUGUUGACCGCGGACGCGGACGAGAAACCUGCCGAUAUUGACAACGUGGAUGACCUCAUGCGCGCUCUUCGACAAGCCAGAAUAGACCGAGAGAAGCUUGACGCUGUCAAUAACUACAUGGAACAUGCAACGGACCUCCAAAACCUCCAGCACGAGAUGCAUGAGAUAAUGUCUUUAUUUGUUUUCCAACAAUCACGCCGCAUAUUGCUCAGCAGAUUGAUGGAGAUUCAUGACGAGACGACAACUCAGAUGAAGAAGACGAACACUUCUGAAUUACGAGAGCGAAACCAGGCAUUGAAGGAUGCAGUCCAUCAUGCUGACGAAGAGGUUCGCAAGCUAGCCUACUGGAGCGAUGUAAAGCAAAUGGCCGAGAGCGGCGAGGCGAAAGAGGCAGUCAAAGGAGAUAAAGGUUGGGAUGAAAGCUGGGAAGGUGUCGACCAGAGCGGCGGCGCUCAUCCAAUGCAGGAAAAGGCCAUGGUCAACGGUAAAAAGAAGGAAUCGGAGACAUGA
Messenger RNA from Fusarium fujikuroi IMI 58289, 1374 nucleotides. RefSeq lists its product as uncharacterized. The record is from RefSeq and is a predicted model, not a curated record. NCBI's taxonomy places the organism in Eukaryota, Fungi, Ascomycota, Sordariomycetes, Hypocreales, Nectriaceae. The coding region runs from base 1 to 1374 and encodes 457 amino acids. The transcript has 4 exons.